This is a messenger RNA of Nannospalax galili (Upper Galilee mountains blind mole rat), 3026 nucleotides long. It is a transcript of the gene Vil1, whose product is annotated as villin 1. NCBI's taxonomy places the organism in Eukaryota, Metazoa, Chordata, Mammalia, Rodentia, Spalacidae. Gene Ontology annotation, biological process: regulation of lamellipodium morphogenesis; actin polymerization or depolymerization; actin filament severing. The record is from RefSeq and is a predicted model, not a curated record. Bases 65 to 2548 code for a protein of 827 amino acids. Gene Ontology annotation, molecular function: actin filament binding; phosphatidylinositol-4,5-bisphosphate binding. Gene Ontology annotation, cellular component: actin cytoskeleton; lamellipodium; cytoplasm. The transcript is spliced from 20 exons.
GCUUGCCACAACUCCCUAAGAUCUCCCAGGUGGCGGCUGCCUCUUCCAGACAGGCUCAUCCACCAUGACUUCAUUGACUUCCCAAGUCAAAGGCUCUCUCAACAUCACCACUCCAGGGUUGCAGAUAUGGAGGAUGGAGGCCAUGCAGAUGGUGCCUGUUCCUUCCAGCACCUUUGGAAGUUUCUUCGAUGGUGACUGCUAUGUAGUCCUGGCUAUCCACAAGACUGGCAGCACCCUGUCCUAUGACAUCCACUACUGGAUUGGCCAGGACUCAUCCCAGGACGAGCAGGGGGCAGCUGCCAUCUACACCACGCAGAUGGACGACUUCCUGAAGGGCAAAGCUGUCCAACAUCGGGAGGUCCAAGGCCACGAGAGCGAGACAUUCCGGAGCUACUUCAAGCAGGGCCUUGUGAUCCGGAAAGGGGGAGUAGCUUCUGGCAUGAAGCAUGUAGAGACCAACUCCUGCGAUGUCCAGCGGCUGCUGCAUGUCAAGGGCAAGAGGAACGUGGUGGCUGGAGAGGUGGAGGUGUCCUGGAAGAGUUUCAACAGAGGGGACGUCUUCCUGCUGGACCUCGGGAAACUUAUCAUCCAGUGGAAUGGGCCAGAUAGUAAUCGCAUGGAGAGACUUAGGGCCAUGACUCUGGCCAAAGAGAUCCGAGACCAGGAGCGGGGCGGUCGCACCCAUGUGGGUGUGGUUGACGGAGAAAAUGAAAAGGACUCCCCGCAGCUGAUGGCAAUUAUGAACCACGUGCUGGGCCAGCGCAGGGAACUGAAGGCAGCAGUGCCUGACUCUGUGGUGGAACCCGCUGUCAAGGCUGCCCUCAAGCUGUACCAUGUGUCUGACUCAGAGGGAAAACUAGUGGUUAGGGAAGUCGCUACUCGACCACUUACACAGGACCUGCUUAGCCAUGAGGACUGUUACAUCUUGGACCAGGGAGGCAUGAAGAUCUUUGUGUGGAAGGGGAAGAAUGCUAAUGCCCAGGAGAGGAGUGGAGCCAUGAACCAGGCCCUGAACUUCAUCAAAGCCAAGCAGUACCCACCGAGUACCCAGGUGGAGGUGCAGAAUGAUGGGGCCGAGUCACCCAUCUUUCAGCAGCUCUUCCAGAAGUGGACAGUGCCCAACCGGACCUCUGGCCUGGGCAAAACCCACACCGUGGGCUCCGUGGCUAAGGUAGAGCAGGUGAAGUUUGAUGCUAUGUCCAUGCAUGUACAACCUGAACUGGCUGCCCAACAGAAGAUGGUGGAUGAUGGGAGUGGGGAAGUGCAGGUGUGGCGUAUCGAGGACUUAGAGCUGGUACCUGUGGAGUCCAAAUGGCUGGGCCACUUCUAUGGAGGUGACUGCUACCUGCUGCUCUACACCUAUCUCAUUGGCGAGAAGCAACACUACCUGCUGUAUAUCUGGCAGGGCAGCCAGGCCAGCCAGGAUGAAAUUGCAGCCUCAGCCUACCAAGCUGUCAUACUGGACCAGAAAUACAACGAUGAACCAGUGCAGAUCCGGGUCUCAAUGGGCAAGGAGCCGCCUCACCUCAUGUCUAUCUUCAAGGGGCACAUGGUGGUUUACCAGGGAGGCACCUCCCGAGCUAACAACACAGAGCCUGUGCCCUCCACGAGGUUGUUCCAGGUCCGGGGAACUAGUGCCAACAACACCAAGGCGUUUGAGGUCACAGCCCGGGCAACCUCCCUCAACUCCAAUGAUGUCUUCAUCCUCAAGACCCCAUCCUGCUGCUACCUAUGGUGUGGGAAGGGUUGUAGCGGGGAUGAGCGGGAGAUGGCUAAGAUGGUUGCUGACACAAUCUCACGGACGGAGAAGCAAGUGGUGGUGGAGGGGCAGGAACCAGCCAACUUCUGGAUGGCCCUGGGUGGGAAGGCACCCUAUGCCAACAGCAAGAGACUACAGGAGGAAAACCAAGUCAUCACCCCUCGGCUCUUUGAGUGCUCCAACCAGACUGGGCGCUUUAUGGCUACUGAGAUCUUUGACUUCAAUCAGGAUGACCUGGAGGAGGAAGAUGUGUUCCUAUUGGAUGUCUGGGACCAGGUCUUCUUCUGGAUAGGGACGCAUGCCAACGAGGAGGAGAAGAAGGCUGCUGCCACCACUGUGCAGGAAUACCUCAAAACCCACCCUGGCAACCGUGACCCCCAGACUCCUAUCAUCAUAGUGAAGCAGGGACAUGAGCCCCCCACUUUUACAGGCUGGUUCCUGGCUUGGGAUCCCUUCAAGUGGAGUACUGUCAAAUCCUAUGAUGAUCUGAAGUCAGAGCUUGGAAACUCUGGAGACUGGGACCAGAUUGCUGCUGAGGUCACAAGCCCCAAAGAGGAUGUGUUCACUGCCUACACCAACCUCAGUUCUGGGCCCCUGGCCAUCUUCCCCUUGGAGCAGCUGGUGAACAAGCCUGUGGAGGAGCUCCCUGAGGGUGUAGACCCCAGUAGGAAGGAGGCACACCUGUCAGAUGAAGACUUCACUAAGGCCUUGGGGAUGACUCCAGCUGCCUUCUCUGCCCUGCCUCGGUGGAAGCAGCAAAACCUCAAGAAAGAGAAAGGACUGUUUUGAGAGCAAUGUGGCCUGGAAGCAGCCCCCAACCCUGCCAGUUGGAAAUGUCCAGUUGUACCUGUGAGCAGCAGCAUGCGACUGUGCCUUCUGUUUAGAACUGUCAUCUACCCAUUCCUCCUCCCCAAGGAGCCAUGAUCUGAGAGGUAGCUGAAUGUUUCUAACCUGGGGUAUGCCAAAACUUUUAAUCAUCUUUUCUAGAGCUUUCCUACCUUAUAGACACUAGCCUUCCGACUGUGGGGAAGCCGGAAUGUCUAGCAGUCUUCCCUCUUUCCUUUCACAGUGUUCUUCUCCUCACUGCCUUAUCGGGUGCUAAGUUAAGGGAACCCUUUGUUUCAAGCUGGAGACCUAAAGGAAAGUAGGAAAUGUGAUGCUGUUUCACCUCUCCUUCAUACUUUAAUGUGACACUGGUAGUAAGGGCUUAGCUAAGGCCAAUGCUGGGCUUACAAGCUGUUACCCAGAAGCCUUUGCAAAGCUUCAG